GGACGGGGGACUGGAGCUCUGGUGAGGGACCAGCUGUGGCUUUGCAAUCGUCCUCUGCUCAGAGAAGUCCCAAGCUACAGCUCCUGUCAAGGAAUGGGUCUUAAAGUAAAGACUCUUGAAGAGUUUUUAUAUUCCUUGCUGGGGGUACAACUUAAAACUGAACCAGUGUUUUCUUGUCACCGUAUUUACUUGUUGCCAUUUCCUUUCCCCUUUGUGUGUCGCAAUAGGAAGGAACUUCAGCUGCUGUUUUAAGGAACUUUAGUUUCAGCAUCUGAAGUUGCAACAUGAAUUGCAACAUGCAAAAGAACUGCUGGAAAUUUGGGGAUGCAACCACAGAAUUAAUUACAGUGUCUGGCAAUAAUGUACAUUCCCACCAUGUGGCUGACAAGAAAUCUAUAAAAAGGCAGCCUAACUGACCAAGCAGAGCACCUGAUUCAAGAUUCACUAUGGAGCCUCACAAAUGCCCAGCAAGUAACAUUCUCCUCUUCCUUCUUUCUGUUCUUUGUCCAGAUGGAGACAAGGGCUAUGCCCAGGCAGCUGUCUUCAGGUCCAGAAUCUGGGAUGUCAACCAGAAAUCCCUGUACCUGCAGAACAAUGAACUAGUAGCUGGAUACCUGCAAGGCCCCAAUUUUGCACUGGAAGAGAAGAUAUACUGGAUUCACAACCGUGCCUUUCACCAGGACAAAUUCCCCAUCAUCUUGAGUAUUCAGGAUGGGAAGCGGUGCCUGGCUUGCUCCUCCAGUGCCUGGCCUGCGCUGCAGCUUGAGAACAUCAACAUCACCGACCUACACAAAGACAGCAGGGAGGAGUCCGGCCGCUUUACUUUCUUCUUGUCCAACAAGGAUGGGAUAUGGCGAUUUGAGUCAGCUGCUUGCCCAGGCUGGUUCUUGUGCACCUCUUCCAGAGCCAAUGAGCCUCUUGGCCUCACACAGCUCCCUGGACCGUCUCAUGUGGUGGACUUUUAUUUCCAGCCCUGCUGAGCCCUCAGGAGCAGCAGCUGCCAAGUGCCCAAUUUCCCCGAGGGACUCCUUACAACACCCAAGGAUUUCACAGCCACUCCUCUCUCAGUAAUGCUGCAGCCUCCCCCCGUGUGGGUGACGGAGCAUGGAGAGGCACCCAGAAGUCUCUCUCAGCCCUAAUGGAGUCCCCUCCUGCACGGGUACAGCUGUCCUGAUGGCUCUUCCUCCCAGCUGCUUGGCCCCGGCACCGGAUCCUCACGGGCACCAAUCUUGCCUCGGCAGAUUCAGCGUCCCUUCCGGGCCAAACUAUGCCACACAUUUGUGCUUGUGCCCCGUUUGCGGCUCAGGCUGCAGUCUCCAGUAGGGGACACCUGUAGAGUGGGCGGGGUGGGGGGAGGCAGCCCAAUGUUUUUGCCACUGCUACUUUUGCACCUUCUAAUCCCUCUCCUCCAAAACUGUUUUGGACUGGGAGGGGGGAAGAUCUGGGGAAAUCAAGGCUUACCUAAAACAGAUCCAUAGCUGCAAUUCAGGUGUACUUAAACAAAACAAAACAUUUGUUUUAAAAGAAAAUAGUAGAACUAGAACGUGAAGAAUUCAGAAGUUAAAAGUACGAAUCCUGAAUGUUUUAUAUACUUUCACAGCCAUCAUUAUGAAGGAAAACCACAGGGCAAGCUAUCUAGCAACCCCAUGAUGUUAUAAGGCAUUUAUUUCAAACCCAGAUUCAAAGGAAGGAUUUGGGAUUUUGGACAAACAUACUGAGGGCAGAGAGAAAGAGGGAGAUGGGGUGGGAGAGACAGAGAGAAAGGAUGUCAGAAAAGACAUCACAGCUGCUUUCUUGCUAUGGGAAACACAUCUUUAUUCUUGAAGAGCGUAACCAGGAGUCCACUUUAUCACUCCCAAAUCAUACAUGAAGCAGCCCAGCUGAGGAACCUGCUUUUAAUGAGCUUCCACUAAGAGAGGGAGGGGGAAAGUGGUGACUCACUACUAUUGAAUAUGAAUGGGUUUUGUUUUUUUAAAAAAAUGCAGAAUACUUUCCCUUCAUAAUUCCCAAGCAUUUUUUAAAACUCUGUCUCAAGGAGGGAAGCCAUUUUUCUAAUGUUAUGUGUUCAGCUGUCUUGGACCUGGCACCAGAAAUUCAUUCCUGAAUUAUUUUACAGUUCUACACAGACAUGUUGGUUGGAGAGGUUAGGAUGUGAUGUCUCUCCUGCCCCCCAGCUGGGCUGACCUAAGGGCUGUGGGCACACUAGUCACUUCCAAAGCAGCCAGAAUGGUUUUCUUGGCUGCCUUUUGAAGCGCUCUGCCCUCUGCUAGCCACAUCUCUCUUCCCCAGUGCUGACUUCAGACCUUUCAGGACUGCUCACAGCAAAGCAUUGGGCCAAUCACUGUCUCUGUCUGAGCCUGCAGCAAAGUGUUUCCAUUGGCCACACCUGGAGGGGCAAUGGGUUGAUAUACCAAUCAGUUGUGAAACCUCCGACAUUGAAUUUUUUAAAAAAAACUCGCACUCAAGCUGCUCCCACCAGGUUUAACAGUAAGAAGGGGCAGGGGUUGACCAGCAUCAUCAUGUGCCCCCAUUUUCAAAAAAGAGAGGUGGAGACGCACUGGAAACAGCAGAACAGUGAUAGUGUCUCUACCCCUUAAGUGGACUUACCCAGGCAUAUCUACUUGCACCACCACAAGGAAAGCCCUGCUGGUGUUAAGGACAAGAGAGGAGACUGUCACAGGCAAGGAGAGAGAAAAAUAAAGUUUGGCACCUACUGAAGACCUUCUUUUUCCAACAAGCCUUUUGAUAGAGACCUUUAUCCCACUCUGCAUCUGUAUAGGAAUUGUUUUUCAGAUGUUUUUAGCGUUUUAUCAUUUGUUUGCCACCCAGGGCUUCUUCAGGGUGCAGGGCGGGAUAUAAAUUUAAUAAAUAAAUAAAUAAUAAUGAAUGCUAACUCCAUUCAUUCAUUGGCUCCACUCACAGAACUCACCCACCAAAAAUGCAGGUGUAACUAAAAUUCAUCCCAUAGGAAUCAAUGGAAGGGCAGAACAUGAAGGUUUACACAGCCCCUCUACAGUCACUGCCCUCCCCAGCCAGGAGCAGUUAAGAUAUAGCCUUAAGUUACAUUUGAGAUACCCAGGCAUAUGUACCUGUUGCAUCUGCCUAGUUCACAUUGCUCUGCCCCCUUCCAGAUGGGCAACUGCAAAGCUCUCUUCACGGGCCUGGAAAUAGUGACGGGGUCCUAAUGUGUGGCUACCAAAGCACCAGCUGGAGCUCAACGUAUAAUUCAAAACAUUGAUUACCUGUUUGUUUCUAGGCUUAGUUUAAAGUGAAGGUGUUGCUCUUUAAAGACCCAAGACCAGGUUACUACGAGAACCACCUCUCCCCCUCCCCAAUCCGCUUGAGCUUGAAGAUCAAUAUUAAGAAGAGGGGGAGGGGGUCACCUCCCCCUCCCUGCUUUCUGUUCAGACAGGCUCCUCCUCUGCAUGGUAGACCCUCAUCUGCUGUUUUUAGAAAUUUUUAUGACUGCUGCUUUUAUAUAUGUUUUUCUUCUACUCUUUUUGCUUUUAUUUGUAGUGUUGUUUAUUGAUUUUAUUGCCUAUUUUUGCAAGUUGCUUUCAAAUGCUACUGAGAAAAGUGGAAUAUAAAUAAAAACAAUAAACACAGACAUCCCUGAGCAGAGUUGCUCUCCUUGGGGAUGAGCUGCAGGAUAAAGUGACUGCAUUGGCCAUUCCUAGGGACUGCUUGUAUAUUUGUCAAUAAAAGGUGUUACUAAGAUGCCACAGU
Messenger RNA from Rhineura floridana, 3726 nucleotides. Its product is annotated as interleukin-1 receptor antagonist protein-like. The coding region runs from base 447 to 980 and encodes 177 amino acids. Gene Ontology annotation, molecular function: interleukin-1 receptor binding; cytokine activity. The record is from RefSeq and is a predicted model, not a curated record. The transcript has 4 exons. NCBI's taxonomy places the organism in Eukaryota, Metazoa, Chordata, Lepidosauria, Squamata, Rhineuridae. Gene Ontology annotation, biological process: inflammatory response to antigenic stimulus; cellular response to lipopolysaccharide; cytokine-mediated signaling pathway.